Messenger RNA from Portunus trituberculatus (swimming crab), 3081 nucleotides. RefSeq names its product NACHT, LRR and PYD domains-containing protein 1 homolog. The record is from RefSeq and is a predicted model, not a curated record. Bases 495 to 2216 code for a protein of 573 amino acids. NCBI's taxonomy places the organism in Eukaryota, Metazoa, Arthropoda, Malacostraca, Decapoda, Portunidae. The transcript is spliced from 5 exons.
UGUAUCUUGAUGGGUCCUGGAGCAGCCGUGCUCCGUCACGCCCUGAAAUGCGGCACAAACAAGGCCCCCUCCGUCACCCUCCUGGACCACCUGGCCAGCCUCCCACCCUCCUCGACGGCCAACUACCACCGCCUGAACGGUGAGAGGAAGAGGAAAGCCUUCAAUUCUGAUGAGAAGAGAACGAUUGGCAAUGACCCAUCUUGCCAGACCUUUGAUAUAACACUGCUGUACAAGAGCAUAACACUGGCCUGUGAACGUGUGGCACCACUCAAUGAUGAUGCACGCUGGAAGGAUCCGACACUCAUGGAAGGACGCCUCAACAAAAUCAAGGGCGAAAGAAACGCCUGUGUCCACGAAUGGUCCCAGACAAUAAUGGAUGAAGACCAGUUCAAGAAUAAAGUUGAGGAACUGAAGGAGGACUUCGAAACAGCCCUUGAGUUGGUCAGGGACAGGUACGGAGUCUGUGCCAGGAGACCAACACUCUCAUUGACACCAUGAAAGUACAGAUUAAAGAUGUGAUACAAGCGUUCACUGAAAGAGUCAUCCUCAAUAUGACUUUUGACAAAAAACUUGCAUUAUUAAAGGAAGUGACACCAGGUCACCUCAAAGAUCGUUACAGACACUUUGAGUGCUUUGACCCGCUGUCCUUCCUGUCGGGAUCCAAAGAACGGGUCCAUAUCGAAAUUGUUUACACCAAAAUUGUCCUUCAACAAGAAAACACACCACUUGAUAUAGAUUCUCUGGAUAUAUUAAAAGCUUUGAGGGAGGGGUGCCAGCCCUUCCCGCCUGUCCAGGAUGACAGGCCGCGCCUCGCAGUGGUGAGCGGCAUCGCCGGGAGUGGCAAGACCACCCUGCUCACCUUCAUGGUGUCAGAGUGGCGCAGGGAAGAGUGUGACCGGCGCGUCAAACAUCUGGAGGAGUACGACAUUGUGCUCAGAAUACUGUGCAGGGACAAACAUGCCGAGGACCUGGAGACAUUCCUGCGCCUGGUCCUCCCGCCCAGUCUGUCGGUGUUUGGGGAGCCCCUUGUGAAUUACCUGGAACGCUGCAAGGUGCUCUUCCUCAUAGAUGGCCUCGAUGAGAUGAACCAAACCUCCGAGAAGCUCGUCACUAAUGUUAUGACCAUCGCCACAUGUAACAAACAGUUCUCGAUAAUCGUCACCUCACGCCCAGAGCGAGUGGACUGGCUGUUGAGGCGUUAUGGACAGGACUAUCGCCUAUCGCAGCUGUCCAUCGAGGGGAUUCCCGUCACUAAGAGGACAGAAUUUGCACUGAAAUACUCCACCUCCUCCACAAACCAGGAGAGGCUGAAGGAGUUCAUGGCACAACAAAAGUACCAUAAGUUGUUUGAGCUUCCCCUCAACCUGUUAUUUGUGGUAACAUUGUUUGAAGACAAUCCAGAUAGCAUCAAGAAGCACAUUACCCAAGCCAGUCUGUACACCCACUUCCACGACUGGUGCACAGAGAAGCUGCGUGUCAGAAUAGCCACGCACCCCGCACAUGAGCACACGAGGCCGCUCACCCUCAAGACGAGGAUAAAAAGAGUGCUGAAGGAAAUGUACCAAAUGGCACUGCAAGGCCUGCUGCAGGACAGGUUGACCCUGUCAGAGGAGGAGACGGAGCGGCUGGAGAAACACUGCAAGAAAGAGGAGCUGCCGGAGCAAGAUGUCUUGGGAGCGUUCUACACCUUGCGAUUGUUUGUGAACAACAGAGUCCGUGAAGAACAGUACUCGCUGCCCCACAAAGGACUGCUGGAGUACUUUGCCGCACGACAUAUCAUACAGAGCCUUCAGGAUGAGUCCCUCCCACCACUAAGAGUCUUAAGGAGCCUGCUCCAUACCUGCACUCAGCCACAGCCACAGCCACGGACACCAGGUGCUGUGAGGCGUGUGCUCCAUACCGUCACUCAGCACAGGACAUUUCGUGGUCAGCGUAACCUUUUCUUCCACGUGGCGGGCCUGUUGGCCAAAGAAGAGGUACCAAAUCGCCCCGAGGCAAUAAAGGAAGUAAUAGAACUGGUGGCGGACACUGGCGCACGGGGGGAGGAAUGGCUGUCACUGGUGGAACACACGGAUUAUGAUGAAAGUUUCCUGCGGGCCAUCGCUCACCACUUCACGGAAAACCCAACUGGUGACACAAUAUGGAUAACAGACAGCACGUUGGCCAGCGCUGCGGCACUGCUCCCCAUACUCCACCAACAACAGUGGCAUUAUUGAUAGACAACGAAAGUGUGAAUGUGGAGAAUGUUCGUGCCUUGACUCAUCACCGUUACUAUCAGUUGAAGCUACGCCACCAUUACAAGAACCCCGGCAACACGCCCAACUCAGACACAGUGCUGCGCGUCAUACACAGGAGUCAUCUUUGGAGGUUUAUUGGUCACCUGAGUGCUGACUGCCUGGCGCUGCUCCCUGAAAGCCUUGAGGUGUUGUCCCUGGCUGUGUCCAGUGAUGAGCACGCUGGCCGCCUCAUCCCGGCACUGAAUCAAGCCGCCUCAUCUUGGCCUGACCUGUGGCGCCUUACGAUACAUGUCCCCUUGUCGAAGGUAACACCAGCAGCGGUUGUGUCACCACUGCCUUACCCCCCUCGUGUUGAUGAUGAAGAAGAUGAUGGUGGUGGUGUGUACUUGACCUUGUCUGGUGUUGAGGAAAGCCUGGUGACGGAAGCGUGUCAAGUGGCCGCAGCUCUCCAGCCAAGCGAAGGAUAUCAUGCCAUUGGGUUCCCCGAGUGCAGGAUGGCGGCGGCAGCGUGGCGGAGCCUCUUCCACGCCAUGGCUGCGGCGGGGGUCAGGGUGGGGAGUGGGUGGUGGUUGGGGAUGGGAGGUGUUGAGAUACCAAAGGAAACCAUCACGGAGGAGGAGAGGAGGGAGCUGGACAAACUCACUCGCACUUUGUGGUGGUGUAACCUGCGCAGAGUCAGCGACGAGGAGUGUUUUUUUCUAUUUUAGCUUCCCCCAUCCUUACUUGAAGAUGAUGAGUCUGAUGAAGAGGAUGAGUCAGACUGGGAAGAAGAUGACAGUGAACAGGAGGAGGAGGAGGAGGAGGAAGAAGACUGAAGAGGAGAAUGGUGUAGUAUCUGCAGUAA